Molecule: messenger RNA, 280 nt
Organism: Notothenia coriiceps (black rockcod)
Lineage: Eukaryota; Metazoa; Chordata; Actinopteri; Perciformes; Nototheniidae
Product: FERM and PDZ domain-containing protein 1-like
Exons: 2
Source: RefSeq, a predicted model, not a curated record
AUGGAGGUGCAGGACAGGAGCCGCUCCCCUUCCCGUAGAACCAGCCGGGUAGAGCAGGUGGUGGGACGAUGGCUGAGGAGGUCCCGAGACCUGGGCAGCAGGUCUCACUCUCUGAGCAGAGAGCGUGUUGGAGUGGACGGGAAGUCAGAGUGCAGCGGCUCCGAUCAGAGGAAUUACCCCUUCCGCUUCAUCGUUCAGAUCCAACGGGACCUGGACCUCAACUCUCACGGCCUCACUCUAUCCUACACCACCCCCAUCCUGGUGCAGGAGGUCACCCCAG